Messenger RNA from Adelges cooleyi (spruce gall adelgid), 646 nucleotides. Its product is annotated as transmembrane protein 170A. Lineage: Eukaryota; Metazoa; Arthropoda; Insecta; Hemiptera; Adelgidae. The record is from RefSeq and is a predicted model, not a curated record. Bases 123 to 518 code for a protein of 131 amino acids. The transcript is spliced from 3 exons.
GGUAAACAUUCAAGUAUUCAACUCUAGUCUCUAAAUAAUAUUUAGUUUUAUUAAUUAAAAUAAUGUUACGAAAUUAUUAUUAUUUUUGAAUGUUUGAUUUUUAAAUUCAAUUUUAAAUUAAAAUGAUGCCUCUAAAUGAUUUUGAAAACCCGGAACUUGUUCCAAUUAGUAAUGUAUUAGGAUUAGCAUCCCAAAAACCACUCAUUACAUUUCCAGAAAUGUGGUAUCAGACGUUUUUAUGGGCAUUAUUUUCUUCAACUGUUGUCCAUACUGUCGCUGCGAUCAUUGCAUUUGCAACCCUUCACAAACAUAAUUUUGGAAAGUUUUUUCCCCUAUUUAUUUUAUUAGUUGGUAUACUUGCUCCUCUUAGCUCAGGAAUUGUUAGCAGUGCCACAAUAGCUUUUGUCUACCGAUGUUCAAGUAUUACAAUGCAACCGUUAUAUGCCAUGUUUUGGGGAGUCGGGCAAACACUCCUCUCUGCUGCUGUUGGUUUUACAAGAAUAUUGGCCACUCUAUAAAUAUUAUUAUUUUUAUAAAGAUGGUAUUUGUGCAUGUAUUUAUGUAUAAUUUUUGGUCUUUUUUAUUUGUAUACAUAUGUAUGUGUAAAUUAUUGUAACUAUUGUAAUAAAUUAUUUAUAUGUGUGUA